AAAAUAUAUCUUACUAAAAAAAAUCUGCUAUUAGUUCCCAAAUUCCCUUCAUCCCUAGCUACACAGUUGAACAAAGGGCGAGGAUCUUCUUUCAGAGAAGCGUAACUGAACAAAAAGGAAUGGCAGAAGAAGAAGCCGUUCCGUUAAAACGCCAUAACCGGAAAGAGCUUCUUCUUCUGCAUGAAUGGGCAGAACUUGUGUUACCAUAUUUAACUCCUUCAGAACUCGCCAACGUCUCUAUGACCUGCACAACCCUUCGCCAACUCUCACACUCCAUCACUCUCCGCCGCUCCGAAGACGCUUCGAGAACCUUCGAGAACUUUCCAGUCCCAUUUCUCAACACCGUCGAUCCCUACCCUUACGCCCACUUCCUCUACACCCCUUCCCUCCUUCUCCCCUCCCCACUCCUCUCUCGCCAACCCUGGGGGGCCUCUUCCGUAAUUUCACCCUCCGCGCCCAUUCAGCUACGCGCUGAAUCGGUGAGUCUCGUCCACGCGUCCGGCUGCGACUGCGAAUCCUGUGCGGGCUCCGACUGUCCUUGUUUGGCCCUUGAUGAGCAGGAUGACGUGGGCCGUGAGUGUGGGCCGGGUUGCCGGUGUGGGCUCAAAUGUGGGAACCGGUUGACCCGGAAUGGGGUCGCGGUUCGGGUGAAGAUUGUGAGGGAUAAGAGGAAAGGGUGGGGUUUGUGUGCUGACCAGUUCAUUCGGAAAGGGGAAUUCGUGUUUGAGUACGCAGGUGAACUCUUAACUACCAAGGAAGCACAGAGGAGACAUCAAUAUUACGAUGAACUGGCUUUGCAGGGUCGUUUCUCUUCUGCUCUUUUAGUUGUAAGGGAACAUCUUCCUUCUGGAAAGGCAUGCUUGAGACUGAACAUCGAUGCAACAAGAAUAGGAAAUGUUGCACGGUUUGUUAAUCAUUCAUGUGAUGGUGGUAAUUUAAGCACAAAGCUAGUUAGAAGUUCAGGAGCUUUGUUUCCCCGGCUUUGCUUCUAUGCUUCAAAAGAUAUACAGGAAGAUGAAGAGCUUACUUUUAGCUAUGGUGAAAUCAGGAAAAGGCCUAAUGGAUUGCCAUGCUUUUGCAAUAGCCCCUCUUGCUUUGGAACAUUGCCCUCUGAAGACACCUGACACACAUUGCUGUUUUGGGUUGUGGCCGACGUAGAUUUUCAGGAAUUUUUAUUUUGGUUUUCAUGAGAUGGUGAGGGGCCUCAUUUUGGGGGAUGAAAUUGUAAGUAUUAUAGGACAGGGUUGUUUUUAUAAAUUUGACAAUCGUUUAACAAGCAUUGCAAGCCUGUUGGCUAUGAAUGGCAAAUGGGUCUUAUACCUAUUGAU
Messenger RNA from Abrus precatorius (Indian licorice), 1328 nucleotides. Its product is annotated as histone-lysine N-methyltransferase SUVR3. Gene Ontology annotation, molecular function: protein binding. The transcript has 2 exons. NCBI's taxonomy places the organism in Eukaryota, Viridiplantae, Streptophyta, Magnoliopsida, Fabales, Fabaceae. The coding region runs from base 120 to 1124 and encodes 334 amino acids. The record is from RefSeq and is a predicted model, not a curated record.